Molecule: messenger RNA, 1999 nt
Organism: Chrysoperla carnea
Lineage: Eukaryota; Metazoa; Arthropoda; Insecta; Neuroptera; Chrysopidae
Gene: frj
Product: lysophospholipid acyltransferase 7
Exons: 7
Coding region: 47-1444 (465 amino acids)
Biological process (GO): lipid modification; phosphatidylinositol biosynthetic process
Cellular component (GO): membrane; mitochondria-associated endoplasmic reticulum membrane contact site
Molecular function (GO): lysophospholipid acyltransferase activity
Source: RefSeq, a predicted model, not a curated record
UGUGAUAUAGCAUUUAGUAUUAUUAUUUUUACGUAAAAGUUUUAAAAUGGAAUGGGAUGAUAUUGUGUAUUUAUCAUUGUUGUUUAUUUCCAUCGGAUUUGGUUAUUUUUAUAGACAUAUCGAAAAUCCAGAACAAAAAAAAUGGAUAGGAACUGGUGUGGGUUUUAUUAUGGCUGUCUUUGUGUCUGGAAUCCAUAUACUUCAUCCAAUAAUAUGUGUUUUUAUAAAUGCAUUAAUUAUAUUGUUUAUUUCUAAACGGAUCUGUCAUAUUGUCAGCUUCGUAUACACAUUCGCACAUUUAUUAUUCUUCAGAACAACAAUUUAUUUUGGAAUACCAUAUCCACCCGCACACACUAAUUUAGUACAAAUGAUGCUUACAUUAAAGCUAGUAGGAUUAGCAUUCGAAUUAAAUACGGCUUAUAACGCAAAACAUACAAAACAAGAUGGAAAAGUUACAUUAAGCGAUGAUAAAAUCGAAUAUUUACAAAAACAACCAACUUUUGUAGAUAUUUGGCACUACGCUUUCAAUUAUGUUGGUGUUUUAACAGGACCGUAUUAUAAGUAUAGUACAUUUCACGAUUCAAUGCACAGUCCAUUUUCAAAAUUUGUAGACUGUAAUUCAGCGACCAUACAAAAAUUAAAAUGGGUUCCUUUGUAUGCUGUUUUGUUUUUAUUCCUCACAAGUAUUUGGCCUAUUUCGUAUGCAUUUGGUGAUGAGUUUUAUGAGAACAGAUCAUGGCUGUAUCGUUUGUGGUAUAUAACUCCCACAUUUUGUUGGUUUAGAAUGCGAAUUUACAUUGGUUUAACAUUGUCAGAAUGUGUUUGUACGAUGGCAGGAUUAGGAGCAUACCCUACAUUCACGGAGACAAAACCUGGUGAAGGACCAACUAAAGAAUUCGCUAAACUUAAAGAUUUGAUGAACAAUAAAGAGGAAGCCAAAAAGUAUCAAUAUGAUUUUACAACUAUUUACAAUAUUAAUCCAUAUGGAAGUGACUUCUGUACAACAUUCCGUGAAGGUAUGAAACAUUGGAAUAUCUGCAUUCAAUAUUGGCUUGCUGUAAACAUUUAUAAACGAUUCCCCAGCAAACAACUCAGAACGUUUGCAACCACUUUUAUAUCAGCACUUUGGCAUGGUGUUUAUAUAGGAUAUUAUUUUUGUAUUACUGGUGUGCCAUUUUAUUUAAUUGUUGAAGAUGCUUAUAUGAAAGUUGUGCGUAAGGACAUGACGGGAAGAAAAGCAGUUAUUUGGGAUUGGAUAUUAUACUUUUCAAAAAUGCAAGGUUUUGCAUAUUUAGGAUUUGCUUUUCAAUUAUUAUCAGUACAAAGAGUAAUGAGAUAUUACAACUCAAUUUAUCAUUCUGGUGAAAUUUUACUAUUAAUAUUAUACCUAAUUGUUCUGUACAUUAAAUCCCAAAAACGGCAAAAGGAAACCAAAUCAUCGUAAAAUUAGAAGUUGAAAUAAAUAGCUAUUUCAAGAGAAAAUAUAGAAUAAACGCACUACAUAAUAUUAAAAGGUACUAAGCAUUUAUUUUAAAUAAUGGGUAUCCUAAAAUUAACGCAUGAAGAAAUUUUCCUUGGCCAUUUUACAUGAAUAUUACUAAAUAGUGAUAAUACAGAUUUAAAUUCUAUUCUUCAAAGAGUGAUUGGUCGCAGACUUGUUGUCAGAAACCUCAGAUUUCAAAAUAACUCCAUAGAAAAGAAUCCAAUAAUACUAAACCCCAUGAUUUGGGCGAGCUGUCAUUGUCUAAUCUCUCUGAAUUUUUCAGAAUUUAUUUUUUAACGAAUAAUACGAAUAACGAAUACGAAAAUUGCGAGGUGUGACUGCUUAAUCUUUUUAAAUCUUAUCUAACAGUUAAAACGGGUUCUUUUUUCGUCGAGUCUUCCAUUUUAAAAAAACCUUAAAUUGCCAACUAUCAAGUGGACAACAUUCAAAUCUUGCGUUAAUUUUGAGACAUCCUUUUUUUAAUUAAUGAUAAUUGUUUUUAAAUCUGCCAAAAGG